UUUAAGUCAUAUAAAAGACGUGAGCCUUAGACCUUAUUCAUCAGUUCACUUUACCUGGUAUCCAAACCACAACAACCAGAACAACAUGUUUUUCAAGGUACUUUGCCUGCUUUCUGUAGCCGUGGCGGUCUCCGCUUACGGACACUCGUCUCAGUUCGUCCACAAAUACGACGGACACCACGAGCCUGUACACCACGGACAUGGUCACCAUGACUACUAUACUCACCCUAAGUUCGAGUUCGGCUACAAAGUGGACGACGACCACACUGGCGACCACAAGUCGCAGCACGAGCACCGCGACGGUGACGUCGUCAAGGGCCACUACUCGCUGCACGAGCCUGACGGCUCCGUCAGGGACGUGCACUACCACGGCGACCACCACAGCGGCUUCCACGCGGACGUGAAGCACAGCACUCACCACAUCGUGCCUCAUCAUCAUCAUUACUGAAAUAUAGAGCCAAGCGUUUACUAAAAACUGACUGAAUUGAUCUUGUUGUUUUUUAUAUCCAUGUAAUCUUAUGAAAUAAAUGUAAAUAUUAUCAU
Molecule: messenger RNA, 543 nt
Organism: Spodoptera frugiperda (fall armyworm)
Lineage: Eukaryota; Metazoa; Arthropoda; Insecta; Lepidoptera; Noctuidae
Product: cuticle protein 19-like
Exons: 4
Coding region: 86-448 (120 amino acids)
Cellular component (GO): extracellular matrix
Source: RefSeq, a predicted model, not a curated record